AUGCAUUCUGGCAUGCUGGAGGCGCUGGAAAAGGCCAGAGAGGGUCACAAGAAGCUUCUCUCCGACCUUGACCGUGUCGUGGACAUGGGCCUGACUUUGGGGGAGCGCAUGGUGGCCCUGUCGCUGCGGUCGUCUAUGCUAUGGGAGCAGAUGCUGUGGACCCGGGAAGCGGUCAUCAGCAGGUACCUGCGGCGUGUCCGCGUGGUGAUCAUGACCUCUGACAAGCUGCGGAAGAUGCUGGGCAACCGGGGUCCCAGUUUCUACGGCAAGCCCAAGGUCGUGUGCGUGGACGAGUACGAGAACCUGCUGAACUUCCUGGCGCUCGUGGGCCACUUUCCAAUGUGCAUUGCCGUCGGUGAUCCGUGUCAGCAGCUGAAGAUCGCAGCGGGCACCCUGGAAACCCGCUUGCCAGAUGGCUCCGCCAACCCUGCACAUAUGGCUGACUACCACCUUCCGUCUCGGGCCAGUGCCGGCUCUUUGCGGAGUAGUGGGCACAACCAGACUGGCGUUGUGCUCAUUGAGUAUGUUGGCUCUUGGAUGGAGCUCGACCUGCAUGGCUUUCUGAAAUCGACCAUCUAUGAGUGGGCCUUGUUCACGGCGAUCUUGCUGCACUGUCUGCGCAGAAGCGCCACAGAUCAUGUCGCGGUGGUGCGCUACUACGCGUCGGUGCUUCUAGCGCUGGACUGGCACUUGCACCAGAUGGUUCGCCACUUGGGCCCCGCAGUGAAGCACGACCUCAGCCGCAUUCACCUGCUGUCACCCGAGAGCGCUGUGGGAUUUACUGUCUCCACCUGCCACUUCUUGGCACUGCAAGAGCGUGACCGCAAUGAUGAUGUGCCUGGCCAACAGCUCGAACUAGCUCGGCGGUUUGUGGGGCUUACAAGAGCUUUUUGUCUGGUGUCAGAAGAUGAAGACCUCGGAAGAGCCGUGGACCGGUCGGCUCCAAACCUUCGCCAACGGCGGGUACUCCGGGCGCAGGGCCUCGCUGCGGUUUACCAUGCUAUCUUUGGCAGUCCUCUGGAGAUUGACGACCCUGCUUGGUGGCAUGCCUGGUCACCCCCAUCUCGUGCAGAGGUGCGCGACAGCUUGUUGCGCCUGCGUAAAAGGGCCGCUCAAGCUUCAGACGCCGUGUCCGCCGCGGAGUUCUUUCAGAGCCCCGAGUCCUGGCUGCAGAUCUGGGGGGGGAUGAACUGGCGCCCUGAGGGCCGGCGUGAGCUGCCCGACCUUGGCGCCUUCGCCACAGCCAACGCUGCUGAUGCUGCAGCUGGGACUGCUGCCGCUGGCUACUGGGUUCCCUACAUCCCGGUAAUCCAGAGGGGCAAGACCUCCUUCCUUGCACCUUUGCUGUGGUUCCCCGAUGCGGCGCCGAAGGCACACUGGCACCUGGACGACCCUGACCUGUUCCUCAACGUGGUGCCAGUGAUGCGGAGCGUGGCAGAGCGCCUGAACCUGACUCUUCGUACCGAGUAUCACAAACUCGAGCACGAGGAGCUCCAUGGCCAGUUCUAUUUGGCACAACACCACGAAGUUCGGGGAGCGUCUGUGGAGAUCCUUGCAGCCACCGUCAACGCACUGCAUGAUCUCUACGCCCCGCUGCACGAAGACCUGAAGUAUCUCAAGGUGAUGGUCAACGUGCCCAUUCCGACCGCCAUGUGGAUGCAGUGCGGCACCUGCAGCAUCAUUGCCCUGGCGCGGUCGUCCGCCCGUAUCUGCCGCCUGGUGCUUCGUGCCUAUUCCGUGCCCUACAAGGCCGGGUCUGGCAGGAAGGGUGAAGAUGUGAGACCUUGCCCGUUGCAAGCUCCACAGCUCCUGGCGGCGGCCUAUGCCUUGGCGCCUUGCUUCGUGGGCUCCGCCGCGGCUUUGGACGGGAGCCGCCUGGGCGCCACCGCGCGCAGCGCCGAGGCGAAGAAGAAGGCGAAGGCGCCUUGGGUGGGACCCAAGAAGGGUUCGUGGGUGAAGGUCCUGCGGCCUGAGUCCUACUGGUACCAGACCCGCGGCCAGGUGGUGAAUGUGAACCAAAAGCCGGAGAUCAAGUACCCCGUGACCGUCAAGUUUGAUCGCGUCAACUUCUCGAACGUGAACACCAACGGCUUCGCUCUGUGGGAGGUGAUCGAGGCCCCGGCGCCGGGCCCCGGCGAGGUGUGA
Molecule: messenger RNA, 2145 nt
Organism: Effrenium voratum
Lineage: Eukaryota; Dinophyceae; Suessiales; Symbiodiniaceae
Source: the annotation of a GenBank genome assembly